Hipposideros armiger (great roundleaf bat) is the source of this 2198-nucleotide messenger RNA. It is a transcript of the gene DIMT1, whose product is annotated as DIM1 rRNA methyltransferase and ribosome maturation factor. Gene Ontology annotation, molecular function: rRNA (adenine-N6,N6-)-dimethyltransferase activity. The transcript is spliced from 12 exons. Gene Ontology annotation, cellular component: nucleolus. The coding region runs from base 194 to 1135 and encodes 313 amino acids. The record is from RefSeq and is a predicted model, not a curated record. NCBI's taxonomy places the organism in Eukaryota, Metazoa, Chordata, Mammalia, Chiroptera, Hipposideridae. Gene Ontology annotation, biological process: rRNA methylation.
AAGUCGGCCCUCUUUCUGGGGCGGAGUUCAGAGCGCACGCGGAGGGGUGCGGCUCCCGUCCCUCCCCCACGUGGCGGAGAGUGGUGUGGAGGGUCCCGCUGGUGAUCCCCACGGGGUGCCGUGACCCGGUAGCCGGCUUUGGUCCUCGCUGACGUCGUGGGCCUGUGGGCCCGUGGGCCCGCCGCCUGCAGAGAUGCCGAAGAUCAAGUCGGGGGCGAGCGGCCGUCGCCGCGAGCGGCUAGAACAGCGCCAGGAGCUGAAGAGCGCCGGAGGACUCAUGUUCAACACGGGGAUUGGACAGCACAUUUUGAAAAAUCCUCUCAUUGUUAACAGCAUUAUCGAUAAGGCUGCCUUAAGACCAACUGAUGUGGUGCUGGAAGUUGGACCUGGAACUGGCAAUAUGACUGUUAAGUUGCUAGAAAAGGCAAAAAAGGUAAUUGCCUGUGAACUUGACCCAAGGCUAGUAGCUGAACUUCACAAAAGAGUUCAGGGCACGCCUCUGGCCAGCAAACUUCAAGUAAUGGUGGGUGAUGUGUUGAAAACAGAUUUGCCAUUCUUUGAUGCUUGUGUAGCAAAUUUGCCUUAUCAGAUCUCUUCUCCUUUUGUCUUCAAGCUGUUGCUGCACCGACCUUUUUUCAGAUGUGCUAUACUUAUGUUUCAAAGGGAAUUUGCUCUUCGACUGGUUGCAAAACCGGGAGAUAAGUUAUACUGCAGACUCUCGAUUAACACACAGCUGUUAGCACGUGUGGACCAUCUAAUGAAAGUUGGAAAGAAUAACUUCAGACCACCACCCAAGGUGGAAUCCAGUGUUGUAAGAAUAGAACCUAAGAAUCCACCACCACCCAUUAAUUUUCAGGAAUGGGAUGGCCUAGUAAGGAUCACCUUUGUUAGGAAAAACAAGACACUGGCUGCUGCAUUUAAGUCAAAUGCAGUACAACAGCUUUUGGAAAAAAACUACAGAAUUCACUGUUCCGUCCAUAAUACUAUAAUACCAGAAGAUUUCAGCAUAGCAGAUAAAAUACAGCAAAUCCUAACCAGCACAGGUUUUAGUGACAAGCGGGCCCGUUCCAUGGACAUAGAUGACUUCAUCAGAUUGCUACAUGGAUUCAAUGCAGAAGGUAUCCAUUUUUCUUAGGUAUCUGAAAAACAUUUUUCAAGCUCAAGAACAGAAACUGGAAUUAUUUAUUUUUAAUAACUUGAGAAGAUGAAGUAUGCUUUUCCUCCACUGGGGCACUGCUUGACUAUUUUUGAUUUACUACUACUGUUGUCGUCACUUAUUACUCUGAAUUUUUAAGGUAGUUUUACAAGGAAGUCAAUUUAAGUACCCAAGUAUUUUUGGUUUGGUUUGUUUAUACUAACCAACCUAGGGCAGGGUCCAAUCUAUACAUAAUCUUCAAGUUCAGGAGCCGCAGACACGCACAACUUUACACUUAAACUUAUCAUUUCUAACAGGUUAUUGUAUAAAGAUGUUACUCUUCUAUUUUCCAUGUUGUAUGUUACUGUAAGGACCUCUUUAGGCCUUUGUCCCUCAGGUGUAAAAAAGUUAAAAUACGCUUAACUUAGUCACAUGUUCCCAUACCAUUUCUUGUUACUGAUGUGUAUAGUAAAACAGUUGUUUAAAAUGUUUUCUCUUAUUCUGUUUAUCUUAUAUAACUUCUUCAUUGCCUACGUUAGCUAUCCUGUCGCAUCACAGGUUACGUCAGGGUUCUAGGUAAGCCUGAGUCUGCUACUGAGACCUUGUGGUGCCAGACAGACUACUUCCUUACCUUUGAAAUGAGGAUGCUCAACUAGAAUGUGAAAUUAAUUACAAGAAUGUAUGUUUCCUCUUGGGGAGAUAGUCAUAGGUUUAACAAUUUCAAAAGGUUUUAUAAAUAAAAACUGGCUUUAAAAUUAAAAUCUCUGUGACCUUCAACUUCAAAACAAAAAAAAAGUAAUAUUUUUUGUCUUUAAUACAGGCUCCCAGUAUUCAUCUGACUUCUGGAUAAUUAAAAUUUCCAGUACUUUUCAUCUACCUGAUGCUUAGUUUUAAGCUAUUUUUAAAACAUCAGGUUUAGAAUUUCAAUAGAUGUCAUAAUUGUCUUAAUCAGCAACUAUGUUUAAAUGAUUAUCAAUAUAAUACUCAGUGCUAAUGUCCUUUAAUAAAGAAUUAUAAUAGCUGAUUAUUUAUGUAAGGAAAUUAAUAAAAAUAUCUUCAUUGA